Molecule: messenger RNA, 1800 nt
Organism: Condylura cristata (star-nosed mole)
Lineage: Eukaryota; Metazoa; Chordata; Mammalia; Eulipotyphla; Talpidae
Gene: NUP62CL
Product: nucleoporin 62kDa C-terminal like
Exons: 9
Coding region: 214-1038 (274 amino acids)
Biological process (GO): protein import into nucleus; RNA export from nucleus
Cellular component (GO): nuclear pore central transport channel; nuclear pore
Molecular function (GO): structural constituent of nuclear pore; phospholipid binding
Source: RefSeq, a predicted model, not a curated record
GACCCCAUUUAAUCCUCGGUCUAGUUUAGCUAGUCUCCGGCAAGAACCUGCCCACUGAGAAGGCCGGUUCUUUCCGGCCAGCGUGGGCCCGGGCCAACCCCUCAGGCGGCUGCGCCUUCUCAGCGGCCUACCAUUGACGCUGGGGUCUGGACAGCGAGCGGCCACUGAGGUUUGAUUCAAGCAUCUUAUAUUGCCACUACUAAUUCAAGCACUAUGUUGUUUACCUCGAUGUCAAAUGCUUCUGCCUCCACUGUUGCUACUGGGUUCUCGGGUACAGCUACGUCCACAACCACCACUAGCACUGUCACUACCACCACCACUACCAUCACCACCAGUGACUUUGCAUUGAAUCUAAAACCACCCAUGCAAGCUGGGAUUAAUGACACUGAUCCAGCCAAUAUGGCUUCUGUGCCUUUUACUUCGACCAUUGAUACGGUCGUGACUCCCAUGAUGACAUAUGGUCAGCUGCACGGUCUGUUAAACAAGUGGAACCUUGAGCUAGAGGAUCAAGAGAAAUACUUCCUUCACCAUGCCACCCAGAUCAAUGCUUGGGACCAUUUAUUGAUUGAGAAUGGUGAAAAGAUUACUGUUUUAGAUGAAGAGGUGGAAAAGGUGAAACAGGAUCAGAAAAGACUGGAACAAGAAUUGGAUUUUAUCCUGUCACAGCAGCAGGAACUAGAAGAUCUUUUGAGCCCUUUAGAGGCUUCUCUGAAGGACCAGAAUGGGUCUUUUUCUCUUCAGCAUACAGAUGGGGAACUUAAGAACACUUACAAAUCAGCAGAAAAUAUAGAUGCUCAGCUGAAACAAAUGACUCAAGAUCUCAAGGACAUUAUUGAGCACCUGAAUAGCUUUGGAAGAUCAGCUGACGCUAGUGACCCGAUCCAGCAGAUCUGCAAAAUUUUGAAUGCUCAUAUGGAUUCUCUACAGUGGAUUGAGGAAAAUUCAGGCAUGCUGCAACGGAAGGUGGAGGCAGUAAUCCAGGUUUUUGUGGCUCAUCACUGCAAGGAGCAGAACAAUGUCAGGAUUGAUUUUGAGUGAAUGAGCGAAUUUUCUGCAUGUUGUUUUUAGAUUACACAUUACCUACAAAUAUAGACAAUCUUAAAUAGAGUAGUUUUUACAGUUACGCUUUAAUCUUUGGUUGUGGUAAAAUGUAUGCCUAUCUGCAAUGAUUUUUUCCCCCAUUGAAAUAUUAUACUCUUGAGCAUUAUACUAGAGUUUGAUUGAUAGUAUUAGAAAAUUAAAAUAUUAGCCCUGCUGUUUAGAAAGCAGUCUGUUUAGAUGUUGAUACUCUGUGCGUAAUUUUUAAUCUUAUUAUGCUAGAUUCCACUCCUUUCUACCAGCACAAAUCAUCUUUCUCACUGUAAUCAGACCAUAGAGAAGCAUUUGCCAAAAAUCUAAAUGCCAGUUUGUCUUUUCUAGGGGCCUACUAUUUCCAACAUGCAGUGCUAGUUACUCUAAAGUCUUUCUCCUCAAAGAACUUACUGUCUAGUUUGGGAAUAAAUAAUGCCUGUUUGUAUGAAAACAAGACAAGGCUAUAUGUUCUCCACUACAAAAAGUAUGUGCCACAGAAAUUCAGAGAAGGGAGUACAAGUCAGUGUUGAUUUUGGUUUGAAUUAGGUUAUUUUAAGGAGAAGUUUCAGGCAGUAAGCUUUCUUUUGGUGUACAGCUAUCUUGGUAUCUUAUUUAGUUUUAAUAUAUGAUUUAUAGUUGAUUAGCGUGAUUUUUUUAAAAAGCCUUAUUCGUGUGGGAACAGUCUGAUCUCUUCUGUUAUAUGUUUCAUAUCUGUCAUAAAUAAAGGUG